AUGCCCCUAUUUCGAGAUCCGGAUCGGCGGCGUCAUUAUCUAUGGUCACCCGACCAUGGUAAUCGCGAACAGCCGACCACAGGGUCCUCCCAGUCCCAGCUAAAUGAUCUCAAUCACCCUGAGAUAGCUGCCCCAGAAAUGGCAACCAACUCCAUGCAUUCAACGGCGUUGGAUCCGCCCAAGUCGUGGGCGAAUGACCGGGAGGAACUCAUACACCGCAUCAAAGAACAUUCGCCUUGGAGACUUCAACAUAUGUCCCCGGAUAGGCACAACAGUGAUUUAUUUAACUCUCGAAUUUCACCAGAGCAGUCACAGACAGCAGCAAGAGAACAUGAAGGCCGCUCUCUUAGCCGAGAACAUCACACCAAAGUGACAGAGGAACUGGGAUCGCCGGCCGAUAUCCAGAGGCCUCGAUCCGCAUUACACUCCGGUGAUUUCAGGGAAGGCGCCACAGAUCCCCAUGACUUAAACGCCCCUGGACCUCCUUUUCCUGGGCCCAGUUCGGCUUCUCCCUAUGUUAACUGUAGCUCCUCUCCUACUACUCCCUGGUUUGGAGCACCGAUUUUGCCACCCGAUUUGCGAAAGACAAGCACAUCAAAUGAACAUCGUCAAUCUGAUGAUAUUGUGAAUGCUCGCGCUCGUGCGCCGUCAGUGGGUUCAUUCUCAUCAAGCUAUAUUCUGAAAGCUCCCACCAGUCCCCUUGUACACCAAGCGAAUAACACCGACUUGGACUUUUCAUCCCGUGUUGACCAUGGGGAUGUUUCGGAAGCUUUGGAGAGAAAAAACCGUCGCCGUACUCUGCCGCCAGAGACAUUUGGGAAUCUCCAAUUCUCCCUACCAAGCCAUCAAAUUCCCAGCCUUGGCAGUCCAUCUUCACCCAGACGGCAGCAGGAUAUCUUCACCAAUCAAACGUCUUUGCCUCGCCGGUCAUUGACCUCAGCGUAUAGUCUUCAACUGGCACCGUCCCCCGGUGGGCAGAUCGCACCAUCGCGAGUAAGAAGGCCGUCUUUUGUCUCCGAUAUCUUGUCAAACUCCCAUGCACCGAUGGUAGGGUCUUACGAGGAGUCAAUUUUACGCGGGAGAAUGUCAAUGAAUCCUUCCAAGCCGCUGGAUUUCACGGCUCAGAUCGGUGUCCUGGGCAAGGGGAAAUGCAAAGGCCAUCUCAAAUGUCCGCCACAUGUUACGGUGCCAUUUUCGGUUGUUUUCUACAGCUAUCCGACCUCGGGGUGUGGCCGCUCAAUCUCAGAUGACAAUCCAAGCCCCUAUGUGGGACAAAUUGACUUGGAAAAUUCCCUUCCAAAAGAGAAUCCCAGUCCGACUCGACGUCGCAGGCGACAUCCAAAUGCCACGGGACUCCAUGAAGACACUCCCAUCACAAAUGCAGCAAACGAUACUCGUACUAGUGGUGCUGACUCACAACGCCGUCGGGAAAAGAAGAACCGGAGGUCAGAAUCGCCUAAAUGUCCCCCAGGAGGGUCUUACCGGAUUCCGCAACAAGGUCAACUACAAAUCAUCAUCAAGAACCCACACAAGACAGCGGUCAAGCUUUUCCUAGUUCCAUACGACCUCGGUGAUAUGGAACCUGGCACAAAGACCUUUAUUCGGCAACGCAGCUAUUCGGCAGGUCCGAUCAUCGAUAUGCCGCUCAGUGCACGAAAGAAUUUUGGGACCGAUCGCCCUGAAGCUUCCUUGAAUCCCACAGAAGACCCUCAAGACAAACCCACCCUGCGAUACCUCAUUCAUCUGAACAUCUGUUGUCCCGCGCGCGGUCGCUUUUACCUACAUUCGACUAUUCGCGUGGUUUUUGCGAACCGCGUCCCGGACGGCAAGGAGAAAUUACGGAAUGAGAUCCAAAAUCCCGAGCCUCGGUACACACCAUACAAGCCAUCCCGAGAGUCUUCCAUCUCGAGUACUGCGAGCGCAAAUGCGCGCCUGGGAGUUGAACAAACUUCCAGCAGACGGAGUGUAGUCCAGGGAGUGAUUCCUCAUCUGCAUCCACAUGUGUCAUCUCCUAGCGAAUUCCCCUCACAGCUAAAUGUGCCAAGACCCAUGGAUGUUACGGGUGGCCCUGAAAAUACUCCUCCUUCACAUAGUGUAUCUCGGUACAACGAGCUCACCAAGAACAAUAAGGAUUACGGGCGUCAUCCAAGCGGUUCAGAAGCCAGCGAGAGCCUACUCGCCAAAAGACUCCGAGGCCUCGAUGUGCACAGGUCAGAGUCCACAGUAGACGAACGGCAUCCGCGCAAAUUAGGCUUCUAUGACCGACCAUCUCCCACGCACAACCACCGCCCUCGCUGA
This is a messenger RNA of Penicillium hordei, 2298 nucleotides long. RefSeq lists its product as uncharacterized. Lineage: Eukaryota; Fungi; Ascomycota; Eurotiomycetes; Eurotiales; Aspergillaceae. The transcript is spliced from 2 exons. The coding region runs from base 1 to 2298 and encodes 765 amino acids. The record is from RefSeq and is a predicted model, not a curated record.